Messenger RNA from Trichophyton verrucosum HKI 0517, 375 nucleotides. Its product is annotated as mitochondrial peptidyl-tRNA hydrolase Pth2, putative. Lineage: Eukaryota; Fungi; Ascomycota; Eurotiomycetes; Onygenales; Arthrodermataceae. The record is from RefSeq and is a predicted model, not a curated record. The transcript has a single exon. Bases 1 to 375 code for a protein of 124 amino acids.
AUGGCACUUCCGGUCGAUCGUCCUACGUCUACGGCAGCACUUGUGAUCGCUACUUCAGUCCUUACUGGCGUGAUUGGUUAUUAUCUCGGCCAAGGCGCAUCGAUCGGAAUAUUCUCAUCCUCGCCCAGCCAUGCUCAUAAGGGAAAGUCGAUAGCAGACGAGGACGACGAGGAGGAGGACGAAGAAGAAGACGAAGACGAUAUCGAGGGUGAGCUUGCGACAUUCGAGGGGAAUACAGAUGAAGUGAAACUCGUUCUGGUCGUGAGGACGGACUUGGGGAUGGGCAAAGGUAUGCCUUUUAUCAACUACGUUGAGCUUCAAAUUUUCCCUUUCAACCGCAAUAUCAACUUCCCCGCGCAGGACUUAUAUAGGUAG